AUGCAGUAAAAAAUUUACAUGUCAAAAUUUUACUUACAAUUUCCUCCUCCCUUUAAAUGUUCUUCUUCUGUUCACUCUCUACCAAAGAGCAAGAAAGAAAGAGAGAGAGAGAGAAGCACAGUUUUGCUUUAGAGCUUUAUCAUAGACAUGGGUGAGGAGAAGAACGAGGAAUGCAAGGAAGAGAAGAAAAAAGAAGAGGCUCCAGAGAUUGUCCUCAAGGUUGAUAUGCAUUGUGAAGCCUGUGCUCGCAAAGUUGCAAGAGCCUUGAAGGGAUUUGAAGGAGUGGAGGAGGUCAGUGCAGAUAGCAGGGCGAGUAAAGUGGUGGUGAAAGGCAAAGGAGCAGACCCCAUUAAGGUCUGUGAGAGACUAAAAAAGAAAAGUGGUAGAAAAGUUGAGUUGAUUUCGCCUUUGCCCAACCCUCCCGAGGAGAAAAAGGAAGAAGCACCCAAAGAAGAAAAAAAGGAAGAGCCUCCAGUUGCUGAAUCAGUUGUGCUGAAUGUUCCGAUGCAUUGUGAAGCUUGCGCUCAGGUCUUACACAAGCGUAUAAGAAAGAUUAAGGGUGUUGAGUCAGUGGAAACCAACCUUGGCAAUGGACAAGUAACUGUAAAAGGCGUAGUUGAUCCGGAAAAGUUGGUGGAUGAAGUAUACAAGAAGACAAGGAAGGCAGUUUCCAUUGUGAAGGAUGAGGAGAAGAAGGAGGAAGAGAAUAAAAAGGAGGAGGAGAAAGAGGGGGAAAAGAAAGACAACGAGGGCGGGAAUGGAGAGGAUGAGGAUGAGGAUGAGAAGAAGCUUGACAUCAAGAGAAGUGAAUAUUGGACGUCCAAGUAUUACUUGGAGUAUGCUUAUGAUCCUCCUCCUGAUCAAUUCUUCAGUGAUGAGAAUCCAAAUGCAUGCUUUAUCAUGUAAUGUGAGAAUGAAUCAAUGUAAUGCAAUGUGAGAAUAAGAUGUAAGGCUGCUGCUGCUGCUGCAGAAACGCAAAUCAAUCAAGGAUUUAUAUAUCGAUCCUUGAUGUUAAUUUAUUUGUAACUAUAUCUAUAGCUAUAGUAUAGUAUAGGGCCUUGUUUCUUGUAAUAUUUUUAUGCACUUAACUCAACAUUACACUGCUGCUGUUUCUGUUUAA
Mangifera indica (mango) is the source of this 1120-nucleotide messenger RNA. RefSeq names its product heavy metal-associated isoprenylated plant protein 7-like. The record is from RefSeq and is a predicted model, not a curated record. Lineage: Eukaryota; Viridiplantae; Streptophyta; Magnoliopsida; Sapindales; Anacardiaceae. Gene Ontology annotation, molecular function: metal ion binding. The transcript has 5 exons. The coding region runs from base 148 to 906 and encodes 252 amino acids.